This is a messenger RNA of Anarrhichthys ocellatus (wolf-eel), 3009 nucleotides long. Its product is annotated as zinc finger protein 501-like. Gene Ontology annotation, biological process: regulation of transcription by RNA polymerase II. The record is from RefSeq and is a predicted model, not a curated record. Bases 307 to 1812 code for a protein of 501 amino acids. The transcript has 2 exons. Gene Ontology annotation, molecular function: DNA-binding transcription factor activity, RNA polymerase II-specific; RNA polymerase II cis-regulatory region sequence-specific DNA binding. Lineage: Eukaryota; Metazoa; Chordata; Actinopteri; Perciformes; Anarhichadidae.
GUUAGUGGAAACAGCAGAGUCUCUUUGUUAUGUUGAUAAAGUAUCCGUUAGCUCCACCAGUACUGAUCCAUCAGAGUCUCUGUACGUCUGGAUAAACCUGUCUUAAUGGACUUUUAGCUCUUCACCUUUUUUUCUGGAUGUUUUUCCUCUGACUCGUCUCCCGGUAGCCUACAAAGCUAUUGAAGUUAGCUUAGCAUGCUAGCUGGAAACACACAGACGGGGACGGAAGUUAGCAACACAGCGCUAGUCAGAGUUUAAUGUAGAGUAAGAGAGUUUGUGUUGAGAAAACGUUUCUGUCGUGUGAAAAUGUCUAAAGUCCAAAUGCUGAGAUCUUUUGUCAACCAGCGACUAACUGCAGCUGCUGAAGAGAUAUUUGGUCUGUUUGAAAGAACGAUAGCAGAGUACGAGGAGGAGCUUUCUCGUUCAAAAGAGGAGAACGAGCGACAACGGAAACUACUGGACGGUGAUUUAAACCCUCAGCUUCGGCUACAUGGAGCAGAUGUCCAGCAGCUGGUGGUGGUUAAAGAAGAGCAGCAGGAGUGGAGCUCCAGUCUGGACCAGGAGGACCCAGAGCCCCCACACAUUAAAGAGGAACAGGAGGAACUCUGGACCAGUCAGGAAGGAGAACAGCUUCAAGGGCUGGAGGAGGCUGAUGGCAAGUUCUCAUUCACUUCUGUGAAGAGUGAAGAGGAAGCUCAGUACUCGCAGCUUCAUCAAAGACAAACUGAACGGAUGGAAAUAGAUGCUGAUGGAGAGGACUGUGGAGGACCAGAACCAGGAAAAAACUCAGAUCCAGAUACACAUCCAGAACCAGAAACUGAUGGGAAGACUGGAGACUCUGUUGAACCUGAGACUGAACACAGUGAUGAUUGGAAGGAGACCAGAGAACCUCAGUCAGGUUUAAACUCUCUGAAUAAUGAUGACGUGUCUGUCAGUGAUUCAAGAUGUAGUGCUGGUGAGAAACCAUUAAGCUGCUCUGAAUUUGGGAAAAGAUUUUGCCUGAAGAAAGAUUUGAAGAGACAUAGGAGAGUCCACACAGGAGAGAGAACUUUCAAUUGCUCAUUUUGUCAUAAAAGUUUUACGCGCAAGUCAGGUCUGAAGUUACACAUCAUGAGUCACACAGGAGAGAAACCUUUCAGUUGCUCAGUGUGUGAGAAAAGUUUCACUAAAAAUGGAAAUCUGAAGAAACACAUGAGAAUCCACACAGGAGAGAAACCUUUCAGCUGCUCAGUGUGUGGUAAAGGUUUCACUGAAAGUGGAAAUCUGAAGAGCCACAUAAGAAUCCACACAGGAGAGAAACCAUUAAGCUGCUCAGUCUGUUAUAAAUGUUUUUCACAUAGUGGAUGUUUACAGAGACACAUGAGAGUCCACACAGGAGACAAACUUUUCAAUUGCUCAGUUUGUCAUAAAAGUUUUAAGCGCAAGUCAGGUCUGAAGUUACACAUCAUGAGUCACACAGGAGAGAAACCUUUCAGCUGCUCAGUGUGUGAGAAAGGCUUCACUAAAAAUGGAAAUCUGAAGAAACACAUGAGAAUCCACACAGGAGAGAAACCUUUCAGCUGUUCAGAGUGUGGUAAAGGUUUCACUGAAAGUGGAAAUCUGAAGAGCCACAUAAGAAUCCACACAGGAGAGAAACCUUUCAGUUGCUCAGUCUGUUACAAAUGUUUUUCACGUAGUGGACGUUUACAGAGACACAUGAGAGUCCACACAGGAGAGAAACUUUUCAGCUGCUCAGUCUGUAAGAAAUCUUUUGGACGGAGGGAAACUUUACAGAGACACAUGGUAACGCACACAGGAGAGAAACGUUUGUGAUGAAAGAUGUGUGUGCAAUGCAGAACUGAAGGUGCACAUGAUAAGUCACACGGGAGAGAAGCCCCUUUAGUUGUUCGGGUUUUGAUGAAUUUUACAUUAAUCCCAUUCCCUCACUUGUAAAAAAGACCCUGAGAUAUUUGAACUCCCUUGCUUGGGGCAGUGACUCACUUCCCUCUUAUUUGGCACUAUCCAUCGAUUUCUGUUGGAAAACCUUGGCCUCAGACUUGGAGGUACUGACUCAUCCUGAAGGCUCCCCUCUGGGCUGACAAAGCGUGGUCACGGUCCCCGGUCCCAAGCAGGAGAAAUUCCGUUGAACAAGUCCAAAGAAACACACCAACCACUACGAAGUGAUCUCGAAGCUUUUGUCUACUUUACUAAUAAAUUCUCAGGUCUUCUUCAAAUGCAGUUUAGAUGUGUAUUGCAGGGUAAUUUGCGGGGGCAAAGCAACAGCUCAAAUAUUUACUUUACUUGAUUUCAUUACAUUAUUUUCUUACUCAGCUGAGGCUGGGUGACGGUCCCUUUUUGAAGAAUAAAUCCUUUGUGGUGUAGGAAGGGAUGACUCGCCAGGCCUUUGCAUGACACCGGCCUCCUCCUGCUAGGAUGAAGACAUUUCUUCUGCGAUGCUCUUGACUCCAUACAAAGCCACAGAAAUCAGUAUCCUGCUUCACCUGCUCAUGCAGGGGGGAUGUGAAAGUUGAUCGGUGUCCUCUUUGCCGUGAGCAGAGACGAAGUCCUCCGAUGCUUGUCCUGAACAAUGUCGCAAGCCAAAUCCCCACUCGAUGAUCCAAGUCUUCUCUUUUUAUUGUCCUGUUGAGCCAUCCUCAUUUCCACACUCCUCACCUAGCUGAUCAUGAUCUCAUUCAUUGCCUCAACAGGAUACACUUCCUUAUUUUGUCAAAUAGGAACUUGAUUGCUUCACUCUUGCACACAGCCGGUCAUUUCAGUUAGAGUAAUGCUGCGUUCACAUCAAACGGCGAGUAGAUUACAUACAAAGUACAGACGCGAUGAGACUGGAGUGACGCAAAUUUGCGAUGCCGCUGCGUGAUUGACGCGAAUUCGCCCCAAACGCGUGAGUUGACAUUUUUCAACUUAGGCGAAAAAAUGGCGUGACACUGUGGCGUGAUAGUCUAUCAGCGUUGAGAUCCUUCCCCUGUCAUUACUGACGUCCUGCCGUUGUUGAAUCAGGAAACAAAUACU